Messenger RNA from Selaginella moellendorffii, 1642 nucleotides. Its product is annotated as 3-isopropylmalate dehydratase large subunit, chloroplastic. The transcript has 14 exons. Gene Ontology annotation, biological process: amino acid biosynthetic process. NCBI's taxonomy places the organism in Eukaryota, Viridiplantae, Streptophyta, Lycopodiopsida, Selaginellales, Selaginellaceae. The record is from RefSeq and is a predicted model, not a curated record. The coding region runs from base 36 to 1505 and encodes 489 amino acids. Gene Ontology annotation, molecular function: 4 iron, 4 sulfur cluster binding; 3-isopropylmalate dehydratase activity.
GAGAGCCUCGAAAUAGGGUUUAGGGUUUGUGGAUCAUGGAAGGCGCGAUGCUGCAUUCGUCCUAUUUCUCCGUGAACGCCAGGCCGAUGAGCAGGCGCAGCAGCACCAUUUCGGCAGUGAUGGCGCCGCCGCAGCAACAGCGAGCCCCUGCUUCCACUGGAGCGGUGAAGCACGCAAUGACACUGACUGAGAAAAUUCUCGCUCGCGCUUCCGAGAAGACAAAAUUGGUGCCUGGGGAGAAUGUGUGGGUCAAUGCCGAUGUUCUCAUGACACACGAUGUUUGCGGGCCUGGGACCAUUGGGAUCUUCAAGAAGGAAUUCGGUGCUAACGCUAAAGUUUGGGAUCGCGAGAAGAUUGUGAUCAUCCCCGAUCACUACAUCUUUACUGCGGACGAGCGCGCUAAUCGAAAUGUGGAUAUUUUGCGGGACUUUUCAAAAGAGCAAAGUAUCAAGUAUUUUUACGAUAUCACUGACAGGAGUGACUUUCGGGCGAAUCCCGACUACAAGGGUGUUUGCCACGUUGCUCUUGCUCAAGAAGGUCACUGCCGUCCGGGCGAGGUUCUUUUUGGAACUGACUCGCAUACUUGCACUGCUGGAGCGUUUGGACAAUUCGCUACUGGAAUAGGAAACACCGAUGCUGGUUUCAUCAUGGGAACUGGAAAAAUUUUACUAAAGGUGCCCGGAACAUUGCGAUUUGUUCUUGAUGGAGAAAUGCCGUCAUAUUUGCUGGCCAAGGAUUUGAUACUGCAGAUCAUUGGAGAGAUCACUGUUUCCGGUGCAACAUACAAAUCAAUGGAGUUUGUUGGGACAGCUGUAGAACGUAUGACGAUGGAGGACAGAAUGACGUUGUGCAAUAUGGCGAUUGAAGCUGGAGGCAAAAAUGGCGUUGUGCCUGCUGAUGAAGUCACCUAUAGUUAUCUGAAGGGCAAAACAGAAAAGGAGUUUGAAUCCGUGUAUAGUGACGCUGGCGCGACGUUUAUACAGGAGUAUAGAAUUGAUGUAUCCAAGCUUGAACCAGUUGUUGCGAAGCCGCAUUCUCCGGAUAAACGAGUAUUAGCCAGGGACUGCAAAGAUGUGAAGAUCGACCGAGUGUACAUUGGCUCCUGCACGGGAGGCAAGACGGAGGACUUUGUAGCUGCAGCCAAGCUCCUCAACAAAGCCGGCCAAAAAGUCAAAGUUCCAACGUUCCUCGUGCCGGCAACACAAAAGGUAUGGGUGGACUUGUACGCAAUGCCACUCCCCGAGGCAGACGGGAAAACGUGCGCACAGAUCUUCGAGGAGGCUGGAUGCGACACUCCCGCUUCUCCCUCGUGUGCCGCAUGCUUGGGGGGUCCCAAAGACACCUAUGCUCGAAUGAAUGAGCCCAAGGUGUGUGUUUCAACCACGAAUCGCAACUUUCCUGGACGCAUGGGCCACAAAGAAGCGCAGAUUUAUCUGGCGUCUCCAUACACUGCCGCGGCCUCGGCUCUCACGGGCUUUGUCUCGGACUGCCGCGACUUCUUGUAGUUUUUUGCAGAAAAUGUGAAAGGAAGCACGAAAUAUAUAUAUAUAUAUAUAUAUAUGUAGAGACUGAAAGGCUCCUCACAGCAGUUUAUUAUGAGCAUGUACGUGAUCUAGGGAGAACACGAAAGUCUCAUGUAUAA